Cotesia glomerata is the source of this 2058-nucleotide messenger RNA. RefSeq lists its product as uncharacterized. The transcript is spliced from 7 exons. Lineage: Eukaryota; Metazoa; Arthropoda; Insecta; Hymenoptera; Braconidae. Bases 436 to 1935 code for a protein of 499 amino acids. The record is from RefSeq and is a predicted model, not a curated record.
UAGAUGAAUGAACACAUUCUAAUAAAAAACGUAGUCAGUUUCAAUGGAUCCUCAAGUCUCAAUUAUUUUUUUUACUUCUUCAAUAAAGUCUUUUUUUUCUGAGAAUAAGUCGUUUACUAGUGGUUCAUAAGCAAAGCAAUAUAAAAAAGCAGUAAUGGCGACACUUCUCAAAGCUAUCACUGUCUCUACUAUGCCGAUUCAUAUGAAAAUGUGAUUUAGUAAACUAUUGACUGUAAUCAAUCCAGGGGUUACUACAAGUUGAGUGCCUGUUUGGCAAUGGAAAUGAAUGAAAGAAAUCAACGGUAUAAAGUGAAGACAUGGACAUCCGAUAUAAUUAUUAUUGCGAUGAUAAUUAUUUGCUGACAAGGCCGACCACCGAUAAAUCGUAGUGAUCGGUGAGUCAGGUGAAUAACAUCCAAGAUUUAUAUCUAAGUAAUGAGCGAGACUCGGCAUCACCUUCGUUCCGUUUCGGAUUUGUACGCGGCUGAUGAAAUAGAAGUAUUACUUCUAGAAGAAAUACGUGAUUUAGAACCACCACCAUCAGCUUAUUCACGACCUGAGGAUAUACAAGACUUCGAAAUUGCAGGAAGUAGGACAGGGGGAGCAAUUAGCUCCCAAUCGUCUGAGUUGGAUUCACCUGGAGUCCACUCAACUGUUCAUUCGUGGGACUCUCACGCUAAUUAUCAUGGCCCUUAUGGAAUACAUCCACAUGGCUCUUCCUCAAAUGCACUGCCAUGGCUUGAUUCUAACCAUUUGGUUCUUUACUGCGAUGUACAGGGUCAUCUCAAAACGUCAACAGGUUUCAUCAGACUUUUAUUGCUCAUAACAUCAGUAGCAUGCCUGGCAACACUAUGUAGCUCAGGUACUGCCAAUGUCAGUCUCUUUAUGCUGCCUCUUGUCGGAAGAUUGAGAUUUAUUAUUUUCGUAGCAGUUUUUUGUUUAUUAGUCACCACUGUGCUCCUCUUCCUUGACAUCUCACAUAUUAUAUAUAUGUUUCCGUUCAACUGGGCCAAGUUGAAUUUUUGGUUAUUCACCAGUAUUGGAGUAUCAUAUAUUAUAGGAUGUUGUUUAUUGGGUUUGUCGAUAUGGGAGUAUCAUUUAAGUGGUUGGGUACCACAUCGCACUCGUUCUCAACUCACAGCAGCUGCAGCAUUAGCUUUAUCUUGUGGAUUUAUCGCUUUUACCCUUUCAUGGCGCCAUGGACGUAAAGACAUCAGUUGCAAGCCAUCAUUUUCACAUGAAAAUUCUCAAAGCCAGCUUUAUAAACCUGUUGAAUCUUCAUCUUCAGGCCUUACUUCAAAGGAUAGAGGUCCAAAACAACCACCACCGUGGAUCACUAAAAAUCAACGUUCUAAAAAAAACGUUGACACUGAAUCAAUUGCAACAAGCAAAGGCAAUGGUAAUUGUGAUGAAUAUAAGCCCGGUGUGAGUAGAAAAGAUCACUGGGCAUCUGCAAGACAACAUUUUUUACCACAAGAUGAUGAUGAAAUGCAGAUCCAAUCUCAGAACCAAGCUCAUAUAAUGCAACGAGAUGAAAGUGAUCUUGAACGAAAACGUCGAAAAAGGAGAGAUGAUAGAGAUGAUCGAUUGAGUGGUAAUAAUGGUGAAAAUCAUAAAGCUGAUAAUAGUGUAAAUAAACCACGAAGGGUGCCACAGAAAUUACCUCUGCAAACAAUUGAGAGUCCACAACCACGUAAAAAUGAUGUUAGAACUUCGGAAAAAACAUCGAAAACCAGUACUAAUAGCGAUCUUCAGAAUUAUGUUGCUGCAACAGUAAAAUCGUGGGAACUUGAGACUGCUAAAGAUUCAAAACAAGCUAAAGCAAUGAAAGCUUCAUUACUUGAAGCUUCUAUGUGGUCAAAACAGUGGCAACAACCACCUGAUAAUGUUCAACCUUGUUCAAGUAAAACUAUUGACCCAUAUUCGUUUGCUUAAUACUCAUUAAAGUGAAUUCAAUGACACGUCAAAUGAACCGCCAUGUAUAGAUAAAUAUAUAUGGGUCAUUCCACCAAAUAAGAACAUUUUUACGGGGUGACCCUCGCGGAUUAUGUUUAAAAU